CUUAAACCUGUAUUUUUUUUUCUUGCAAAUAACAAGCUUUGUACACUCUCUUUUGAACUUAAUAUAUAUGUGAAAUAUGGUGCAGCCUCUGUAGAAGCAACGUUGUUGUGUUUUGUUUUGAGUGUUUUUGACUAAUCAUGCCAUUAUUGACUAUGCUUUGACUGACCGUUUGGAUUUUUUAAAUGUAUUUUUUAUUAUUUUAAUUAAUUAUUCUCAUCUUGAACAGGAAAAACUCAUAAAAAACAACUGGGAUCCACUUGACACUCUUAAAAAGAUGGCAUUUAUUAAAGAUGAGAUUCAAGACAUGAAGAUUGAAGAAACAUUCAGAGUCAAAAAAGAAGAUCCUGAGGAACAAACAGUACAGAGGGGUUUUCAAAUGAAUCGUAGAAUUAAAAUGGAGAGUGAAGACAUGAAGACUGAAGAAGUGUUGAGAGUGAAACAAGAAGAUGAUGAGGAACAAACAGAUGAUAAAAGCUCAAUAAAAACUACAAUCAGCAAAAGAACAUUCAUUGUACCAAAAGAUAUGGCUGUCUGGAACGAGGCAAGUGAAGACGCAUUGAUCAGCAUGAUCCGGGAAAGGCCGGCUUUAUAUGACAUUACAGAAAAAUCAUAUUCCAGCCGUGUGGAGAAAGCUGAAAUGUGGCGUGAGAUCGAAAAUAAACUUGUCAUAUCAGAGAAAGAGCUCAAGAAGCGGUGGGAUUCAUUGCGAACCCAGUACUUGCGUUAUAAGAAACAAGGACCCUCAGGAAGUUCUGGAUGUCAGAAGACUGGCAGGCAGCAAUGGAUCUUGAACCGCCUGCAGUUUCUACAACCUCACAUGAAAAGGAAUGAGAGAACUUCAAAUUUAACAUUCAGGGAAUCUUUGGCUGAUAGUGAUUCCUGUUCACCCUCAAAUGGUACCAACAGUGAAACCUGGACUGUCACCCAUGAAGAGCCCAGCUUCAUUGAGGUGGAGCUACGGCCCAGUACACCCUUGCCUGAAUCCACGAUCUGUGAAAAUGAGUCCACAGCUGAAUCCACAGCCAUUAGAAAGAAACCAAAUACUCCAAAGCCUCCGGGGAAGCGCAGGAAGAUGCAGGAUGAAUCCUUCAGUAAGGAGUCCACAUACUUGAUGCGCACCAUCGGCAAAACUCUGGAAAAGUUGGCAUCACAGGAAAACACCAAUGAUGCCAUCUCAGCUUUCUGCAAAAAUCUAGAACACAGAAUGCGGAGUUUGCCAGCACAUGUACUGCCACAUUUCCAGCAUGAGGUUGAUGAUUGCAUUUUCAAAUAUUCAGUGGGCCACAACCAUUCACUGGAGGCAUCUGUCCAUCAGUAUACACACCUGUAAUGUGUUACGCUGCAAAAGUGCAAGCAUGUUUGCAGAAUAUUUGCAGUAAGUUGUACAUCUACAUGCACAUUUGUAAUUUAAAUUAAUUAUAUUAUAGUGCUUGCACAAUUCUAUUUAGAAUUUAGUCUCUUCUAUUUUUGGUUAUUUUAUAUAAUUUACCUUCUAGCUCAUUUUUUGGCCCUUGUUCUUAACAUUGCAAAAUAAAACACUUUGACUUUGGGUAAAAAGGUACUUGCAUUCACAAUUUUUGAUGUAAGAAGAGAUCACAAAACAAAUAAUGACUUAAAUCCUGACUUAUUUAGCAAAUUCACACGUCAUAAAAAAAUACAAUAAAAUUGAAGCUCUGAGCAUAUUACUGUAUAUGAUAAAAUAAGAUAUUAAAUAUCAUCUCCAAAAAAUAGAGAAGUAUCAGACGUGUGUGUGUGUGUG
Carassius gibelio (silver crucian carp) is the source of this 1759-nucleotide messenger RNA. RefSeq names its product transcription factor Adf-1-like. Gene Ontology annotation, biological process: regulation of transcription by RNA polymerase II. The transcript has 6 exons. NCBI's taxonomy places the organism in Eukaryota, Metazoa, Chordata, Actinopteri, Cypriniformes, Cyprinidae. Gene Ontology annotation, cellular component: transcription regulator complex; nucleus. The coding region runs from base 275 to 1330 and encodes 351 amino acids. The record is from RefSeq and is a predicted model, not a curated record.